Messenger RNA from Lynx canadensis (Canada lynx), 3191 nucleotides. RefSeq names its product OTU deubiquitinase 7B (gene OTUD7B). Bases 307 to 2838 code for a protein of 843 amino acids. NCBI's taxonomy places the organism in Eukaryota, Metazoa, Chordata, Mammalia, Carnivora, Felidae. Gene Ontology annotation, molecular function: K63-linked polyubiquitin modification-dependent protein binding; cysteine-type deubiquitinase activity; DNA binding. The transcript is spliced from 12 exons. Gene Ontology annotation, cellular component: cytoplasm; nucleus. The record is from RefSeq and is a predicted model, not a curated record. Gene Ontology annotation, biological process: protein K11-linked deubiquitination; protein K63-linked deubiquitination; protein K48-linked deubiquitination.
CGGGGUGUGGAGGAGGCAAAAAGCCACUGGGGGAGGCCAGUCCAGAUCAGUGCCGUCUGGCUCCGGCUCCUGAUCCUGUGCGGAGCAACAGCCGCGGUCGCAGUCUCAGCCGCCGCCUCCGCCUCCAUCGUCGUCGGGGGAGGGGCCAGCCGGACCCCGGGGUCACAGCCGAGGAAUGAGGAGAGGCGGCCGGGCCCCGCGCUCCGCCCCGGCCUAGGGCCUUGCCCCGGGAGCCGCGAGGGUGGAGGGCUGAGUUUUGAUCUAUGUCCACCCUAUCUCAGCUGCCUGAAAGUACUUAAUGAUCACAUGACCCUGGACAUGGAUGCUGUCCUGUCGGAUUUUGUCCGUUCCACAGGCGCAGAGCCUGGGCUGGCCCGAGAUCUCCUGGAAGGAAAGAAUUGGGACGUGAGUGCCGCCCUCAGUGAUUUUGAACAGCUACGUCAAGUUCGUGCUGGGAACCUGCCGCCACCCUUUAGUGAAGGGAGUGGUGGCUCCAGGACCCCUGAAAAAGGGUUUUCUGAUAGAGAGUCUGCCCGCCCUCCCCGGCCCACCCUACAGCGGCAGGAUGACAUCGUUCAAGAAAAACGCCUGUCUAGGGGCAUCUCCCACGCCAGCUCCAGCAUUGUUUCCCUGGCCCGAUCCCAUGUCUCCUCCAAUGGUGGGGGUGGGGGGAGCAGUGAGCACCCCCUGGAAAUGCCCAUCUGUGCCUUCCAGCUUCCAGAUCUCACUGUGUACAACGAAGACUUCCGCAGCUUCAUAGAGAGAGACCUUAUUGAACAGUCCAUGUUGGUUGCCUUGGAACAGGCAGGGCGUUUGAACUGGUGGGUGAGUGUGGACCCUACCUGCCAGAGGCUGCUUCCUUUGGCAACUACUGGGGAUGGAAACUGCCUUCUCCAUGCAGCCUCCCUAGGCAUGUGGGGUUUCCAUGAUCGGGACUUGAUGUUGCGUAAAGCUUUGUAUGCACUGAUGGAGAAAGGAGCUGAGAAGGAAGCAUUAAAACGGCGCUGGAGGUGGCAGCAAACACAGCAGAAUAAGGAGUCAGGGCUGGUUUACACAGAGGAUGAGUGGCAGAAGGAAUGGAAUGAGCUGAUCAAGCUUGCCUCGAGUGAACCCCGCAUGCAUCUAGGUACGAACGGAGCCAACUGUGGUGGGGUGGAGAGCUCAGAGGAGCCCGUGUAUGAGAGCCUAGAAGAAUUCCACGUCUUUGUCCUUGCCCAUGUACUUAGGAGGCCCAUAGUUGUUGUGGCCGACACCAUGCUGAGGGACUCUGGUGGGGAAGCAUUUGCCCCUAUUCCCUUUGGGGGAAUCUAUCUGCCUUUGGAGGUCCCAGCCAGCCAGUGUCACCGCUCCCCUCUGGUGCUCGCCUAUGAUCAGGCCCACUUUUCUGCACUUGUGUCCAUGGAGCAGAAGGAGACCGCCAAGGAACAAGCUGUGAUCCCACUCACGGAUUCGGAGCAUAAGCUGCUGCCCUUGCACUUUGCUGUGGACCCUGGAAAGGGCUGGGAGUGGGGCAGAGAUGACAGUGACAACGUCCGAUUGGCCAGUGUAAUCCUGUCCCUAGAGGUCAAAUUGCACCUGCUGCAUGGCUACAUGAAUGUGAAGUGGAUCCCAGUGUCCUCUGAUGCACAGGCUCCUCUGGCCCAACCUGAGUCCCCCACAGCCUCAGCUGGAGAUGAGCCCCGGUCCACUCCUGAGUCUGGGGAAUCAGACAAAGAGUCCGUCGGCAGCAGUUCCACGAGCAAUGAGGGCAGCAAGCGGAAAGAGAAGGCAAAACGAGGUCGAGAGAAAGACAAGAAGAGAGCAGACUCCGUGGCUAACAAACUGGGCAGCUUUGGCAAAACCUUGGGCAGCAAGCUCAAGAAGAACAUGGGCGGCCUGAUGCACAGCAAGGGUUCUAAGCCCGGAGGGAUGGGAGCAGGGGCGGGGGUAAGCAGUGGCACUGAGACACUGGAGAAGAAGAAGAAGAACUCCCUGAAGAGCUGGAAGGGGGGCAAGGAGGAGGCAGCUGGGGAUGGGCCUGUGUCUGAGAAGCCCACGGUGGAGUCUGUCGGUAACGGAGGGAGCAAGUAUAGCCAGGAGGUGAUGCAAAGCCUGAGCAUCAUGAGGAUUGCAAUGCAAGGGGAGGGGAAGUUUAUUUUUGUUGGAACCCUGAAGAUGGGUCACCGUCAUCAGUAUCAGGAGGAAAUGAUCCAGCGCUACCUUUCUGAUGCCGAAGAGCGAUUCCUGGCAGAGCAGAAGCAGAAGGAAGCAGAGAGGAAGCUCCUGAAUGGAGGGCUAGGCGGCGGGCCUCCUCCAGCCAAAAAGCCAGAGCCAGAUGGUGGGGAGGAGUUGCUGACUGCCCCUCCAGCAGAGUCCAAGGCGAUGGCAUUCUCUGCUGGCUACCCCGGGGGCUUUACUGUCCCUCGGUCUACAGGGGCUGGGGUCCACUGCCAGGAGCCCCGGCGGCAGCUGGCAGGGGGUCCUUGUGGGGGAGGCCUACCACCAUAUGCCACCUUCCCCAGACAGUGCCCUCCAGGGCGACCCUACCCCCAUCAGGACUGCAUCCCUUCUCUGGAGCCAGGCAGUCACUCCAAGGAUGGCGGUCACAGGGGUGCGUUGUUACCACUCCCCUUCCGCGUGGCUGAUUCCUAUAGCAACGGCUACAGAGAGCCCCCUGAGCCAGAUGGAUGGGCUGGAGGUCCCCGGGGGCUUCCUCCGGCCCAGACCAAAUGCAAACAACCGAACUGCAGCUUCUAUGGACACCCGGAGACAAACAACUUCUGCUCCUGCUGUUACAGGGAAGAACUGAGGAGGAGGGAGCGGGAACCCGGUGGGGAGCUGCUGGUGCACAGGUUCUGAGUGGGGGAACCUUGGAGGGCAAGGGGGCUAAACAAAGAGAGUUAAGCUCCACUAAUUGGCUCAUCAAGACCCAGCCCCCAUGCAAAUGGGGCAAGUGCAGUAACGUUGGUGGGAGCCUGGCUGGAAACUUUGAAGUGGGUGCGCGCUCGAGAGCUGCCAGGCUGGCAAGAGCAGGGCAGGGCCAGACGGUGCCUGGAGGGCUCCACUGGUCCUUUGCCAAUCUUGAUGGGACUGAGGAAGUAUGGGGUGGGGCGGGGAGAUGCUGAUUCUGUCUCAUAACUGCUUGGGUACACCCCAGGACCUAAGGGAAAGGGGAAGGUUUAGUGUGUGGGAGUGGGGAGGUGGGCAGAAGU